AAGGCGUGCAACAACUGCGGCGUGAUUGGCCACCUGGCCGGCGCGUGCCCGGACCCGGCGCAGUGCCACGCGUGCGGCUCGACGGCGCACGUCGUCGCCGACUGCCCCAACCGCGACAAGACCUGCGACAUCUGCGGGCGCGUCGGCCACCUUAGGGCCAAGUGUCGGCAGGUCAAGCGCUGCAACAACUGCGGCGUGGUUGGCCACCUGGCGGGCGCGUGCCCGGAGCCGGCGCAGUGCCACGCGUGCGGCUCGACGGCGCACGUCGUCGCCGACUGCCCGCACACCGACGAGACUUGCGACAUCUGCGGUCGCGUCGGGCAUCUCGCCGUCAAGUGCAGGCGCGAU
Molecule: messenger RNA, 348 nt
Organism: Emiliania huxleyi CCMP1516
Lineage: Eukaryota; Haptophyta; Isochrysidales; Noelaerhabdaceae
Exons: 2
Molecular function (GO): nucleic acid binding; zinc ion binding
Source: RefSeq, a predicted model, not a curated record